Drosophila suzukii is the source of this 2891-nucleotide messenger RNA. Lineage: Eukaryota; Metazoa; Arthropoda; Insecta; Diptera; Drosophilidae. The record is from RefSeq and is a predicted model, not a curated record.
UCGGGCAUCGGAAGGGUUUGAAUUGGCUCUCGCUAGCAAUCUGACCAUGGAAGAGAAGACUGAUAAAGAGAAUCCCCUCGACACUGUACUCCUCGAGUCCCUGUCGGUGAGAAAAGGACCCAUUCGCAGGCAGAGAUUGUCCUGGUACUAUGCCCCCUCCUUCCUGCUCCUCUGGUUGGCCCUCUUCUACGCCAUCGUGAUUCCGCUCUACUACAAACUUCCGGAUAGGUUGACCAUAUCAGAUGAAUCACUUCACCCUGGAGAAUUCGUAGCGGAACGGGCACAGAAACAGCUAUUCACAUACGAUCGGAUUGGACCCAAAGUAACGGGUAGCUAUGCCAACGAGGUGACCACGGUUGAGUUUCUCGUAAACGAGGUGGAGAAGAUCCGUGCCGAGAUGCGCAGUGAUCUCUACGACCUCGAGGUGGAUGUCCAGUCACCUACGGGGGGAUACGUCUUUAUUGAUAUGGUAAACAUGUACCAGGGUAUUCACAAUGUAAUCGUCAAACUCACUUCAAAGAGUUCCCCGAGUGAAUCCUACCUGUUGCUCAACAGCCAUUUCGACUCUAAGCCAGGCAGUCCAGGUUCCGGUGAUGAUGGCACUAUGGUUGUGGUCAUGCUGGAGGUCUUUCGUCAAAUGGCGAUAUCGCCUACGCCAUUUGAACAUCCCAUUGUCUUUUUGUUCAACGGGGCGGAGGAAAAUCCACUUCAGGGCUCCCAUGGUUUUAUUACACAACACAAAUGGGCCGGCAACUGCAAGGCAUUUAUUAACCUUGAAGUGGGCGGAAGCGGGGGACGUGACUUAUUGUUUCAGAGCGGUCCCGACAAUCCUUGGCUCAUGAAGUAUUAUAGACUUCACGCGAAGCACCCGUUCGCGACCACAAUGGCAGAGGAGAUUUUUCAGAGUGGAAUUUUGCCCUCUGAUUCAGACUUUAGAAUUUUCCGGGAUUUUGGGAAUAUAGCUGGUGAGUUGAUGAAUCACAUGCGCUGGGGUCUGAUAACAAUGGGGUUUUCCAUAGGUCUGGACAUGGCUCAGGUUGACAACGGAUAUGUGUACCACACAGCGUUUGAUACCUUUGAGAACGUUCCUGGGCGAUCCAUUCAGAACUCUGGUAACAAUGUCCUCGCUCUGGUGCGUGCUUACAGUAAUGCCAGCGAGUUGUAUAACACAGAGAGUGAUGAGGGCCACGCUGUCUUCUUUGACUUCCUCGGUCUUUUCUUUGUGUACUACACGGAGACCACUGGCAUUAUUCUGAACUGUCUGAUUGGAGUGAUAUGUCUAGUUUUGGUUGGCUGCUCUGUCUGGAGAAUGUCUCGCCAGUCGGUUGAGGUGACUCUUCCUCAGAUUUCGAUUUGGUUCCUCAGUAUUUUGGGCCUGCACGUGGUGGGAUUCUUGCUGUGCAUUUGCCUGCCUCUACUGAUGGCGGUUCUAUUCGAUGCUGGGGGUCGGUCACUGACUUACUUUUCCAGCAUAUGGCUAGUUUUUGGACUCUACGUAUUUCCCGCCGUCAUCGGCCUAGUACUCCCGUUGACUCUGUACUAUACCCUGAGGCCCAGUAUCAAACUAAGCCACGCCUACCAUCUCCAGUUGAGCUUGCACGCCCACUUGGUGGUCCAGGCUCUUUUGGCUCUCAUUUUGACCGCCAUGGGUCUCCGUUCUCAGUACCUGUGCCUCAUUUCCCUAAUCUUCUACGGGGGUGCACUUUUGAUUAACCUAGUGAGCACGCUGCACGAUCGUGGCUACUAUUGGACCCUGAUUGUUAUGAGUCUACAAGUGUUACCGUUUUCGUACUUCUGUUACGUAUUCUACAUGUUUCUGGUGAUAUUCAUUCCGGUUCUGGGAAGGAAUGGUUAUAAUACAAAUCCGGAUCUUAUUGUAGCAUUACUCUGUGGUGUUUGCGUCUUCUUUGCUCUGGGUUACGCGGCACAACUUAUCAACAUGUUCCGCUGGCCAAAGCUUAUUCUUCUUGGUUUGGGAGUAGUCACCUUUGUCUUCUGCAUGAUCGCUGUCUCGGAUGUGGGCUUCCCCUAUAAGCCCAAGACAAAUGUGAUGCGAGCCAACUGCUUGCACACUCGUCGUCUUUUCUACGAAUUCGAUGGAUCUGUCAGUCGCAGCGACUCUGGUUACUACUUCAACUAUCAGGAUAGGCGAGCCUUUGACCCUCUCCAGGACUCUGAACUUAAUCUGACCGGACUAGAGGCAGUUGCAAACAACUGCGACGAUUACGUAAUGUGCGGAAUUCCGUGCUUCUACUACAGCUGGUGCAAGUGGCGCCAGUGGGAUGGUUGGCUGCCUCGCGAGUCGGAGGUGAUCAUACCCGGAGAACUAACCCUAGAGUACCUGGGAAAGACGGUUUUGGAGUCUGGAACAAUAGCGCGAUUGGAGUUCGAGCUGUCCGGACCGCCCCAUAUGAAUUUGUUCAUCCAGCCGGUGGGCUCCGCCAAAGUUGACAACUGGUCUUUUGUGAGGAAAAUGUUGGACGAACCGGAAGAGUUCCAGCCGCCUUAUCAGAUCUUUCAUUCCUACGGAACAGAUAAUUCCUCGCUGAAGUUCUUCAUUGAUAUGGAAAAGUCUGAUGGUGAUUUCAAUAAUCCUACUUUGGAACUCGCAGCUGUGGGACACUGGGUCAGCUACGAGUACGAAAGAGAUGCAGAGGCUAAAGAUUUUGUGGCCAGCUUUCCUAACUUUGUCCACGUUAUGGAAUGGCCUUCUAUAUUUAAGCGAUAUAUUUUUUAGGUAUUUAAUAGCUUUAAAUAUGCUAUUAUUGCUCAAUGGAAUCUAUCCUUUGGCUGCCCUUAUGAAUCCCAUUACCAAUCUAACCCUUCCGGUUUUUUUGGCUUAAUUUUGUUACAUACCAAAGAUUGUUGGGAGUAGUUUGAGAAAAACUAAU